UCCUCAACAACCCGUUCAACAGGUGUCUCAGUGUGGUCCGAGGCGUCACUACCAACAGGAUGCGAGUGAAGACACUCGGAGGAUGCUAUCUCUAGUAUAGUAUACAGACAUUUGAAAUGUUUGUAAAACUCCAAAUGGAAUGGAAAUGCUGCAGCAUUGAAUAAAACCAGUAUGAAAGCUGUGGUGACAGGAGGUGGUGGCUACUUUGGAUACAAGCUGGGAUGUGCUCUUGCCAGCAAAGGAGCUUCUGUUGUUCUCUAUGACAUGAACGAGCCUAUUUGGGAAAUUCCCAGUGGAGUGGCGUGUAUCCAGGCAGACCUCAGGAAUUACUGUGCCAUACUUGGAGCCUGUGAACAGGCUGACGUUGUGUUUCAUGUAGCUUCAUAUGGAAUGUCAGGAAAAGAGCAAUGGCAGAAAGAACAGAUUGAAAGCAUAAACAUCAAUGGAACAAGAUACAUCAUUGAUGCUUGCAAAGAGCACAACAUCUCUCGGCUGAUCUACACCAGUACAGUGAAUGUGGUGUUUGGAGGGCUUCCCAUUGAAGAUGGGGAUGAGGAAUCUGUGCCAUAUUUUCCACUUGACAAGCACGUUGAUCAUUAUUCCAGAACCAAAUCCAUUGCAGAACAAAUGGUACUGGCAGCUAACGGGACUCCACUAGCAGGAGGUGGAAUACUCCAUACGUGUGUUAUUCGCCCCCCAGGAAUCUAUGGACCAGAAGAGCAAAGACACUUGCCAAGGCUGGCAAAGCUAAUUCAGAGAGGGCUACUUAGCUUCAAGUUUGGGGACCCUUCUGCUAAAGUGAACUGGGUGCAUGUAGAGAAUCUUGCCCAAGCUCACAUUCUAGCUGCUGAAGCUCUCACCCCCGAGAAGAACUACAUAGCUAGUGGCCAGGUGUAUUUCAUUAAUGAUGGCGAAAAAUACAACAUUUUUGAAUGGUUAACUCCACUUUUUGAAAGAUUAGGUCGCUGGAAGCCAUGGAUACGUAUUCCUACUUGCUUGGUUUAUGCAUCAGCCAUGGCAAUGGAAUACCUUUAUCUGACGCUGAAACCAAUUGUUGAACUGUCCCCAGUGCUGACCAGAAAUGAGGUACUGAAUAUUUCUGUGACUCACACAUUUAAAAUAGACAAGGCACGGGCUCAACUGGGGUACAGGCCAAAGAAGUUUGUGUUUGCUGAUUCCGUGGACCACUACAUUAAAACCACACCAAGAGGCCGGAACCAUCACAUCCUCCUCAAAGUUUUGAUUCUUUUCAUUGUUAUUUUCGGUUUUAUCUGUCUUUCUGUGGGAUGUUAUGGCCUUUCCCUUUUGCGUUCUUUUAGAGAAAGGCGACACUGACUUGCCUAAGCUGGACAUGCUCAGUCACAGCAUUACCACCCAGAUCAUUCCAAUCUCCACUAUAGUCACUGGCCCCAGUGCAAUAAACAGGCAGCUAUUUUUAAAUUUGCAGACAGAAUCGUAACAUAUCACUAGCUGCACCUGAGAAAUUAAAAUACAGUCAACUAUUAUGGCCAAAUCACCCAAACAGACCAGAGUCAGGAUUGUUGCCUCUAUUUCACAUCAAAAAAACAACCUUCUGAAUUGAUUGCUGAAGUGAAUGAGAACCUGCAGAAAGAACAAGAGCUACAGCCAGCUGAAACAAAAAGACUGACCACAGCUUCUGCCAUGACUCACUACCACUACCUUGGGGAACAGAGGAACCAAGGAAAGGACAGCCAGAACAGGCUUCUGUGAAUAACACACACCAGCUGUAGAGAGACUUCUUGCUGUGCGAAUUGGUGAAUUAGCUGUUUCAGGGCAUCUGAGGGAAAAUAAAAGUGUACUUCAAACUUU
Molecule: messenger RNA, 1830 nt
Organism: Manacus vitellinus (golden-collared manakin)
Lineage: Eukaryota; Metazoa; Chordata; Aves; Passeriformes; Pipridae
Gene: SDR42E2
Product: short chain dehydrogenase/reductase family 42E, member 2
Exons: 12
Coding region: 172-1335 (387 amino acids)
Biological process (GO): steroid biosynthetic process
Molecular function (GO): 3-beta-hydroxy-Delta5-steroid dehydrogenase (NAD+) activity
Source: RefSeq, a predicted model, not a curated record